Molecule: messenger RNA, 738 nt
Organism: Epithele typhae
Lineage: Eukaryota; Fungi; Basidiomycota; Agaricomycetes; Polyporales; Epitheliaceae
Product: HAD hydrolase subfamily IA REG-2-like protein
Exons: 6
Coding region: 1-738 (245 amino acids)
Source: RefSeq, a predicted model, not a curated record
AUGACCAUCCGCCUUGUUACCUUUGAUGCUCUGCACACACUGGUCGCUCCCCGACUUCCGAUUCAUGUUCAAUACUCUCAGACCUUUGAGCCAUACUUGGGAAAACUCGACCCCGAAGCUCUAAAGCACUCGUUCAAAUCUGUACUCAAACAAGUGCAGCAAGAGCAGCCGGUAUACCGCGGAGGAGCGGACGAGUGGUGGGGGUAUGUCAUAAAGCGGACGGCUGUGGGUGCUGGUGCAGACCCUACAGCUGUGAAUGCUUCAUUGGGGCAGAUUAUACCGCGACUGCUUAACCGCUUUAGCUCUCGCGAAGGAUACAAGCUGUUUGACGACACGUUGCCCACAAUACGCCAGUUGAAGGAGCUAAACCUCCCCGUGGCUAUCAUUAGCAACACUGACGCUAGAAUGAGAAGUGCAAUGGACGAUCUUCAGCUUUUAUCCCAAGUGGACGCAGUGCUGUUGAGUGAAGAGGAAGGGGUGGAAAAACCUUCUCGUGACAUCUUCUACCGUGCUUGUGAGCGUGUAGGGGUCCAGCCCGAAGAAACGUUGCACGUCGGCGAUGAACUGGCCUGUGAUUACCACGCGGCGACAGCAUGUGGUAUGCGAGCUUUAUUGGUUCGUAGACUGGGGCCGGAAGGAAAAGGAGAACGCAAAGAAGCCGACGAAGACCUCACCAGCGUUGAAACAGUCUCCAGUUUGGCAGAGGUUACGGAAUGGGUGCGACGGCAGCUGACAUAA